CAAGCCGACCCUCCGAAGACCUCGAGAACUUUUUGGCUCCUUAAUUUCGAGGAAUUUGAGCGCGUGAAAUAACUUUGCAACUAGGCCGUUGAUCAACUGUCGAAACGGAAAUGAAUCCGGCAGACCAACAGAAGGUGCCAAAAAAGCGCAAGAUCGUUGAUCGCACCUUGCCAUCCUCUAUCCACUCCGACCCCACAUUUUCUGUAGACUCAAAGAUGUAUCAAGACUUGCUCGAGAUGGAGAAAAAGUUGGACUGGACAAUGAUGAGGAAAAGAGCUGAAGUUCAGGAUGCACUCAUGCGAACGCCAACUACAAAACGCACGCUUCGGAUAUUCCUCUCACAUACCGUCUCCGGUCAGACCUGGCAAAGCGCUGAUGCAGGGAGUUCGGCGACUCCCAAUCUGGAGACAGGUCAGGGUAUACCAGCAUGGCAAUUGAAGAUCGAGGGGCGUCUAUUGGAGCCUCAAAAUCAGCGCUCGAAAGACAAAGCUCCCAUUCGUCAGUUCUCCACAUUCCUCAAGAGCAUGAUUGUGGAGCUCGACCGAGAUCCCGCUUUGUAUCCCGAUGGGAAUAUCGUGGAGUGGCAUCAUGGACCCGCGCAGCCAGUGUUGGAUGGUUUCACAAUACGGCGGACGGGUGAUAAGCCGACUAAAAUUCGGCUCGUUAUGUACCUUCAACAACAACCUCAACAGUACAAGGUGCACCCAGAUUUAGGGGCCAUUCUCGGUGUAAGAGAAGACAGUCGAACUGGCAUUGUUCAAGCGCUGUGGAAUUACAUCAAGAUCAACAAUCUUCAGGAUAAGACCCACAGGCAGCAGAUACAUCUAGACGCGGCUCUCAGACGUAUAUCCAACGUCGAAAGUGUUCCAUUCGCGGCACUACCUGAACUCGUCAAUAGAUACCUCAUGCCAGCGGAUCCCGUCGUUAUCCAUUACACUGUCAAUCCCAGUAUGCCGCCGCCAGAGAGAGCGACGGCCUGGGACGUAGAGGUGAGGAUGGAAGAUGUCGCAAUGAAAGCAAAGAUGACGGGUGUCAUGCUGGGAAUGACCCGCGAAGCAUCAAGAGAGAUACUGAAACUUGAUGACGAGAUCUCGGCGUUGACGCAGUCGAUGCAUUCCUCUGUGCUGAAGCGACAGUUCAUGCAAUCUUUCGCGGACGAUCCCGCAGUCUUCAUCAACACUUACCUUCAAUCUCAAUCCCGUGACUUGGAGUCGAUGCUGGGCAGCGGGCCAAGCGAAGGCGCGACGGUGCGCAGAGAGGAUCUGCAACGCAGUGAAUACUUCCGGAUGCCGUGGGUUGAAGAGGCGGUGGCGAUUUGGGAAGGUAUGAGGCUGGCGAGCAGGGUGAUACCAUAG
Messenger RNA from Heterobasidion irregulare TC 32-1, 1355 nucleotides. RefSeq lists its product as uncharacterized. The record is from RefSeq and is a predicted model, not a curated record. NCBI's taxonomy places the organism in Eukaryota, Fungi, Basidiomycota, Agaricomycetes, Russulales, Bondarzewiaceae. The transcript has 9 exons. Gene Ontology annotation, cellular component: SWI/SNF complex; nucleus. Gene Ontology annotation, biological process: regulation of transcription by RNA polymerase II. The coding region runs from base 111 to 1355 and encodes 414 amino acids.